Messenger RNA from Physcomitrium patens, 1982 nucleotides. RefSeq lists its product as uncharacterized. NCBI's taxonomy places the organism in Eukaryota, Viridiplantae, Streptophyta, Bryopsida, Funariales, Funariaceae. The record is from RefSeq and is a predicted model, not a curated record.
UUCAAUUCAGCAUUGUGGGGGCCUUCUUUAGUAUAUUUGCCAGUGAGCUGUGGGUCCGAGUUCGCGAAAUGUACUCAGUCAAAAGCGCCGCAUACAAGUUGUAAGGAGAUUGUUGUUGUUUGAUAGGCUCAUGUUAUUUCGACAGACAUGGUUGUAAGCUGCAGGAUUGACGUGCAUUACCCCAAACAAUCUGUCAUGUGCUGAUUGCUUUGUGUGAGUUUCCUGGUCGAGGUAGUGACGCAUCGGGAGGUUCGACCACUGGACAUAAUGUUUAGGCAUAUCAUCCUUUUGUGUAUUGUUGCUGUGCUGUCAUGGAGCGUCGUAUCUGCACAUGUCCUUGUUCCACCGAAAGGAUACAGCGUUGGAUUCACAGGGACGAUCCGGAAUGGGGUUCAGAAGUAUGUCUGCAAACACGGCUAUUGGAUCAAGACAGGGUCUUCUGCUGACGUAAUCUCUUCAGACGGUUCAAAACUUGGAACUUACCGAGCAGUCUAUGACCAGAAUGCGCGGACGAACACUUACUACUGGAACAUCCUAAAUAGCGCUGGAGGCUCCCACGAAUCAGGACACGCAGUGAGUGUUAUACAAGCCUCACCUCUGAAGAGCGUGCGAGUGUCUUCAUCAGCUAUCCCAGAGUAUUUAGCAAUCGUUAAAGUGCGCCGCGGUGGAGGAGAUACGUCUCAGGUUACAUUUGUAUCGCUCACCGGGACGAGAGGUGGUUUGCCUCCAAGACAGGCAUUGUGCACCGGAUAUGGCUCUACAUCCGGUGUCCCGUUCGGAGGGAAGUUCACUUUCUACACCGUGGAUCGUGAGCCUCCUCAGGUUCCACCAUCUCUGACAGCAAAUGGAACCUUUGUGCAGUCGGUAUUCUGUGAAGGAAAGAUCAGCUAUCGGUUCACCGGAGGCCGCUGGAUCCGUCGUGGCUUUUCCGCCAAAAUGUCUGAAGUAGCCGGAGGCAGCUCACUCGGGCAAUGUGGAACAGUCCUGAAGCCUGAUGCUUAUGGCAGCAAAGUGGCGUUCCGAUUCGGAUCUCCCAAUGGGUUCUGGCUUCAGGGCAGGCAGUGCACCCAGCCCCUCAAAAUCUCCUCCGACGGCUGCCCAUGGCAAUUGCUAGCCAUCACCACCUCCGGAGGCACUGAAUCUCCAAUGGGUCGGUACAAGUACGUACUGAUAGGGGCCACAUACGGAGGAGAGCCACCAAACCUCGCCGCCAGAACCGAGGGCAUGACAUGGGGUUCUUGCUUCACAGCUCAGGCCUACUUGUUCGCAGAGUAAAGAUCGCGCCGGUGAAUCUGACGAAACAGGAGGGAGAUCAAUCACAACAAGUCUCGCAAGCAAUUGAAGGUAACGGAGCAGAUUUAUCAUCCUCCUCGGGCUUGGAUCUAUUCAAGCAAACUCCAGAUUUUGGAAUAAUGGGAACAAGAGACCGGCUGUGCAUUGAGGCCCAUGGUGCCACUGCCUUUUCAUUCAUUUAUUUAGACAUGGCGAUUCUUUCACUAUCUGGAGCUAUGGAUGGCUAAAGCUUUUCUCUACUUCUGGUGGCUGAACAGCGAUAGCUUCUCAUUCUUUGGGCAAUGGACUCCGUAGCAGAAAAAUAAUGUGUCUGGCUCUAGAAUGUCAAUUUUUGGAUGCUAAUCCAUAUGUGAGCAAGGCUCUGCAUUUAAUAAUGUGUAUGUAGGAGUGUCUCGUCAAACCGUGUUUCUGCGGAAUAGGAAUAGAUGAGAAUUUCAUACAUUUCUACAACUUCUGCGGCAUAGCUCAAACUUCCCUUGUAAACUUUGAAACAGUUUCUGAUGCAGGAAGCCCCAAAUGGUUAUAGAUACUGUUCCUUUACAAGCUUCUAGGUUGCUUUAGAGUGAUUUGGAUUUGUGCUCCGGAACAAUCCAUGAUCUUUGUUGAGUUGUUAGAAGAUAAUUUUGUGUCUACUUUGCAACUCAAAGCUCAAAGCAAUUUCUCUAAAAAAAAUUGGUUUUGACUCUGAA